Phalaenopsis equestris is the source of this 1595-nucleotide messenger RNA. RefSeq names its product PTI1-like tyrosine-protein kinase At3g15890. Gene Ontology annotation, molecular function: ATP binding; protein kinase activity. Gene Ontology annotation, biological process: protein phosphorylation. The transcript is spliced from 4 exons. Gene Ontology annotation, cellular component: plasma membrane. The record is from RefSeq and is a predicted model, not a curated record. Bases 167 to 1243 code for a protein of 358 amino acids. NCBI's taxonomy places the organism in Eukaryota, Viridiplantae, Streptophyta, Magnoliopsida, Asparagales, Orchidaceae.
UACGGCUGAAGGUUUAUUUGUCGUUAUCCAUGGAGCUGAUGCCGCUGUGCCGCCGCUUUGUUCUUGCGCCGACUCACACUCUUUAGCUGGCUGGAAUCAGCGAGGGGAAGCUUGAGAUCUUGAUUUGUCCGCUCUCCAUCAGAUCGGGGCGUUGGAUUCAAGCCCGAUGACUUUCCUUCCGUUCCUCUGUGGGAGGUCAUCUGAUGUGAGACAGCCGGAUAGGAGGAAUUUGGCCACAUGGAGGGUUUUCUCUCUGAAGGAGCUGCAUUCUGCGACGAACAGAUUCAACUACGACAAUAAGCUGGGUGAAGGGGGAUUUGGAAGCGUCUAUUGGGGACAACUCUGGGAUGGAUCUCAGAUUGCUGUUAAAAGGUUAAAAGUGUGGAGCAAUAAAGCAGAAAUGGAGUUUGCUUCAGAAGUGGAAAUUUUGGGGAGAGUGAGACACAAAAACCUUCUGUGCUUGCGUGGUUAUUGUGCUGAAGGGCAAGAGCGCUUGAUAGUCUAUGACUACAUGCCAAAUUCAAGCUUAGUGGCACAUCUUCAUGGAGAACAUUCAGGGGAAAACCAUCUCAACUGGAGCAGACGCAUGAAUAUUGCUGUAGGGUCUGCCGAGGGUAUUGCUUACCUUCACCACCAUGCAACACCACAUAUAAUCCAUAGGGAUGUCAAAGCAAGCAAUUUUCUACUGGAUUCUGAGUUCCAGGUCAGGGUUGCAGAUUUUGGAUUUGCCAAACUCAUCCCUGAAGGUGCAACCCAUGUUACCACAAGAGUUAAAGGUACCCUCGGCUAUCUAGCUCCUGAAUACGCAUUGUUUGGUAAAGCUUCGGAGAGCUGCGAUGUAUACAGCUUUGGAAUACUACUCCUAGAGCUUGCCAGUGGGAAAAAACCAAUAGAGAAGUUGAGCCCGACUUGGAGGCGAUCUAUCUCAGAAUGGGCACUUCCGUUAGCUCAGGAGAGGAGAUUUGAAGAAAUGGCAGAUCCGAAGCUUAAUGGAAACUAUGUUGAAGACGAACUUAAAAGGAUGGUACUUGUUGCACUGGUUUGUGCUCAUGGUAGUCCUGAGAAGAGGCCUACAAUGCUUGAAGUCGUGAACUUGCUGAAAGGGGAAGCCAAUGAGAAGCUAGCCAUUCUGGAGAAUGAUAAAAUUUUUAUGGGGGAUCGAAUUGGCACCAGCAGCAGAUUCGUUGUUGCUAGAAAUGGUUCAGAUUGUAGACUUCAGGAGAAUGAGGAAAAGGGUGAAUGAGAUGGGAAAGUGUAAAAUGUUUGAAUUAUCAUGUGCUUGUUGAAGUUUCAUGAUAUACAUGACAGGAAGAAGUAACCAAAUUCAGCCAUGUGGUCGAAGGCCGAAUGUGGAAUGCUUUUACACAGGUUAGUGUGACUAUAUGUUCAUCUGUAUUGCUUGCAUAGCUUGGUUUUUUGUUUUUUGGCCUUUUUAUCUCUUGUAUUGAAAUACUCCGGGGCUUCUUCUUCUUUCUCUACUUUGUUUUCUCUUCUUGUAAUGAAGAGAAAAGUAUAGGCUUCUGAACAUCUGGUCACUGUAUCUUUGUUUGUUUUUUUUUGUUUUUUUGGCAUAAUUAGUGGUGUACUCUUCUUUU